Molecule: messenger RNA, 2834 nt
Organism: Microplitis demolitor
Lineage: Eukaryota; Metazoa; Arthropoda; Insecta; Hymenoptera; Braconidae
Gene: Cow
Product: proteoglycan Cow
Exons: 10
Coding region: 740-2230 (496 amino acids)
Biological process (GO): establishment of protein localization to extracellular region
Molecular function (GO): calcium ion binding; protein binding
Source: RefSeq, a predicted model, not a curated record
AUCACAGAUCGCACUCUUUCAUUUCUUGUCUUUAUCUAGAGUACGUUCAGUCGAUUCAAGUUGUCUCAUUUUAUCUUAUUCUCCUAGCAGUCCUACCCUUGACGUCUCGUUUUCUACCUGCUCUGGAAUUCGACCAAUAGCAUCAAGUGUGUGUGUUGUGUGUGUCUGUGCGUCGGCGAUUCGACUUCGGCAAUGUAACCAUACCCUUCUCUCAGCAUACAGACCUCACAGUCAUUAUUUUCUCAACUCUCAGAGAGUAACACAACACAAUCGUGGAUCGGGACAGAUCGGGAUCGGGGUCGCUGGCUUCUACAAUAUACGUAUUCUACACUUGUACGUUAUACAUAUACUUAAUACUACGUCGUGCGGCUCGUGCGUGUAGUAUCGUCGCGUGUGUAUCAAUAACAACUCUAAUUCUUCCGGUUUUAUCAGUACUGUCAUACAUUACCCCAUUUUUAAAUUUAAAAUAUUAAAUAGUUAUUCAAUAUCUAGGCAUAUUGCUAACAAGACUAAAAUUUACUCCUAGUUGAUCUAAUCUAAUGAUUUUAUCUAGUGUACAAUUGAUUUCCUGAAUACAAUAUAUACAUAUUUAUUUAUGUAUAUAUAUCAAUAUAGAUAUAUUGAUAUAUGAUAUUGUGGGUAUUACAAGUGGGACAUAAUCAAAUAAUUUUUUACAAUUAAAUUUAAAUUUGUGAAAAAAACAAAAAAACAAAUUAUUUAAGUGGAAAAUUAAAUAAACAUGAGGCGGUUACUGCGUGGAGUGUUCCUCUUGACGGCAUUUUUUAUUGUAAUUGCCAGGACCGAAGGCAAGCGAAAGUUCGACGGCGAUUUUGAAUUUGCUGAAGAGGAUGAUACAAGAAUCAUGAAAGUUGGUGACAAAAAAAAAUGGAUUCAUGAUCCAAAUAGUGAACUGUGUCGGCCAUUAAAUUGCAAAAAAAAAGAAUUAUGUCUUUUGGAAGAUACGUUUACUGCAGUCUGUGUUUCAAAAAAAGAACUUCACAAAUCAGGUGAUAUUGUAAUCCCUAAAUCACGAGCCAUGCAGCAAAGAAGAAUGCGAACAGAUACCUCAGUUGACAGUGAAGAUGACGAUGCUUUCUUUGAUUCUGAAGAUGAUGAAGAUGAAGAUCAGGAUGAAACUAAGUGUCAAGAAUGCCCAGUAGUUAAACCAAACUUCCUCUGUGGAAUUGACAAUCGCACAUACAGUUCACCGUGCCGUCUCGAGUACCACAAUUGCAUUCAUCAUACCUCAGUUCACAUCGCGUGUAAAGGAUUCUGUCCGUGUAAAGGAGGAUCAGAUCUCAAAGUACAUACAAAAAAAAUACCUCAAGCAAAACUUGAAAAAACAUUUUUGGGGAAAGCUGGUCGAAAUCGUGACAUAACACUUACUCCACGUGAUUUUAAUUACGAUAAUCACCAUUAUCAGUAUCUCAAAUACAGCAAACGUCCAAAGGGAUUGGGAAUCAACAGCAAAUACGAAGAAGACAUAAAGCAUUCAAUGAGUAAUGAAAUAGGUAAAAAUUUAGCAACCUUGAAGCCUACUUUCGAUUCCCCUGAAGCCAAGUUCAAUCGAUUACGAAACACUGAUUGUCCACCCUCCUCCCGACCAGCUAUGGCUAAUCGAUUGUUAGACUGGUUCUCAGUAGUAAUGGCUGAUGCUAAAUAUCGUCGUCAAUAUGUUAAGUCUAAGGGUCAUUUCCCCAUUGGAUGCCAACCAGAAGUCAGGUGGAUGUUUGGACAUUUGGAUAAUGAUGAAGAUCGUCGAAUCUCUCUUGCAGAGCUGUAUAGCCUUGAACAUGAUCAAAAUGAGCCAUGUCUUAAACCGUUUCUCGAUGCAUGUGAUACAGAUGGAGAUAUUUUUGUAAGUGGUCCAGAAUGGUGUGGGUGCUUUUCGAAAGCAGAAAGACCUUGUGCUGCAGUUCGCAGGCGAUCUUCUCCUGAAGUCGCACCAGCUUGUGAUUCACGAGGAUAUUAUCGCAGUAUUCAAUGUCAUCGUGGAUUAGGUUUAUGUUGGUGUGUUGAUCCUCAUGGUAUUGAAUUUGCUGGUACUCGUACUCGUGGUUCUAAACCAGAUUGCGGUAAGUAUACAAUUAUCAGCAAGAUAAGUAAUGAGGCUUUGAAGACUAACAGCGUGAAUCUUGAAAAUGAAAUUAGUGACGACGAUGAUGAAGAUGAUGGUAUAGAUUCUGGAAAUGAUCUCGAAGGUUCAGCAGAUCAGCCACUUGAUUUUUAAGUUUUCUAUUUUUUUUUUUUUUCUUUUUUUUCUCAAAAUCUAUCAUUGAGCACCUUGAAAAUAUAUUUUCUUUUCUUUCGUUUUCUUCAAGAACUGACAAGGAAAAUAAACAUAAUGAUAAAUUUCUCGAUAAUAUAAAAUAUCAAUCUUAUCAAUAGAAACAAGCCUAUUAAAAAAAGAACACGUCGAAUUCAAUUCCCAUUAAACUUAAUAAUAAAUCCACUCUGCCGUCCUUCGCUAAUGUAUAAUUACAAUAGCGGUCGGUUUUAAUAUUAAAAAUGAGGUUCUUGUAUGUUUAGCAUUAAACAUAAACUUGUACACUAAAUAUUAUUCGCAAGACCUUCACGUAUAAACAUUCAUACUUAUUUAAUGAUGUAAUGAAGAAAAAAAAAUUAAUUUAUAGUUGAUCACUUAAAAAGUGUCAAUAAUACAUUGUACAAGUAAAAUAAUCUAUUAAGUGAUUUUCUUAAUAUAAUUUAUAAUCAAGAUAUCAAAAUCCAAUACUUAAUCUACAUCCUUAAAAUAAUAAUUAUUAUUAUUAUUAUCUUAACACUGCGACCAUCUUAGCUAUUAAAAUUUAAAAAUAUCAAAAUCGCUUAAUCAA